This is a messenger RNA of Oenanthe melanoleuca, 1077 nucleotides long. RefSeq names its product immunoglobulin superfamily member 1-like. NCBI's taxonomy places the organism in Eukaryota, Metazoa, Chordata, Aves, Passeriformes, Muscicapidae. The record is from RefSeq and is a predicted model, not a curated record. The transcript is spliced from 5 exons. Bases 272 to 1027 code for a protein of 251 amino acids.
CCGGAUGUAAGAAAGAGAAACAAAAAGUCCUGAUAGCCUUUCCUCAAGGUCUGUUGGAUCCUAAAUCAUCACAGGGGCCCAGCCCUGGGCGUGUGACUGGGACUCUGGUCUCGUUUCAACCAUCCCAGCCCUGCAGCCACAGGUGUCUUGUGGCAAGGAGGUCGUAUCAGGAGCCACAAGCAGCCUCACAGCUGCUCAGUGCUUCUGGCCAAAGCCUUCCUCUGAAGAAGCCCUGCUUGAGCCGAAUACAGAGGGAGCCAGGGGGGACGUGAUGCUGCCUGUGACCCGUGUGCUGGCCUUCGGCGCUUGGCUGGUGGCACAGAGCGAGGCUACACCGAGUGCCCCCACAAUCUCCAUCUUCCUGAAGCCACCUGGGGUGAUGCCACCAGGAGGCUCCAGCACCAUCUGCUGCAUUUGCCAGCGCAGCUCUGGGAGCUUCGUGCUGUACAAGGGCAGCCUCCGGCUCCGUGCCCUGCAGCAGAGCGGCAGCAGGGCCGAGUUCUCCAUCUCCAAUGCCACCUACGAGGACAGGGGCACCUACCACUGCCACUACCUGGAGGGAGGCACCGUGCUGGCACGAAGUGAUGAACUGGAAGUCUCUGUGGAAGAGCUGCGUCUCCCCAGAGCUGAGCUCUCUGUCCUGCCGGGGCACGAGGUAAGUGCGGGAGCUGACGUGAUGUUCCGCUGCACCACCUCACACCGCAGCACUGCCUGCUACCUGUACCUGGAGGGCCAGAUCCGAGCCCAGCUCUUCUCAAGGGAACAAGGUGACUACAACCUCUCCCGCGUGCAGAAAGGUGACAGUGGCCGCUACAGCUGCCAGUGCUACAACAUGAGUACUUCGAUAGAAUGGUCUGCUGUCAGCAGCACCCUGGACUUGGUGGUGAGAGAUUACACGCUGUGCAACGCCGUGCGCCUGGCGCUGGCGGCGGGGCUGCUGCUGCUGCUGGCGCUGAUCGCGGCGGAGGCGGCGGGGUGCUGGGGCUGGAGGAGCCGAGCGCGGCCGCGGGACCGCUGCCAGCAAUAAACAAAAAAUAAACAGGAAAGAAACAGGAAAUAAACAAGAAAUCAACCGCG